Dicrocoelium dendriticum is the source of this 289-nucleotide messenger RNA. NCBI's taxonomy places the organism in Eukaryota, Metazoa, Platyhelminthes, Trematoda, Plagiorchiida, Dicrocoeliidae. The record is from the annotation of a GenBank genome assembly.
UAUUGACCUUCUGUAUGCAACUUUAACUCAAGUCAACAGUGCGAUUUAUGCACCUAUGAAGAGUGCAAGUUCAGUUACAAUCCUCGGCAAUGGCAUGAAGUACGCCACGUUAACUGCGACGUUGCAGAACGAUCUUGGACGCUCCAGACAGACCGAAAAGACAUCAAAAAGCACCAGUCAAAAUUUUGAACACUUACAGGGGGCUUUCAGAACUUUCGAGCCAUCAAACUUUCUGCAAACGCUGAAUGCCUACGUGUUGCCCCACUUGGAAUAUGCGAUACACGCCUGA